Molecule: messenger RNA, 1195 nt
Organism: Dufourea novaeangliae
Lineage: Eukaryota; Metazoa; Arthropoda; Insecta; Hymenoptera; Halictidae
Gene: Vdup1
Product: arrestin domain-containing protein 2
Exons: 6
Coding region: 1-1017 (338 amino acids)
Biological process (GO): protein transport
Cellular component (GO): cytoplasm
Source: RefSeq, a predicted model, not a curated record
AUGACGCGAAAGUUGAGCAAGUUUUUGAUACUAUUCGACAAUACGAACCUAUUGUAUUUUCCCGGCCACUUUUUGUCCGGCCGGGUGCUCAUCGAGCUGGACGAUGAGGCUUACGUUUCAGGAUUGCAUUUCCAUGUCAUCGGUGAAGGAGUGGUCCGCGUGCGUAGUCAACGCGCCGAGAGGGUCUACGACAAGGAAAACUAUAUAGAUUUUCGUAUGAGAUUGCUCGGGGAACCAGGGGAAGGACCGUCGCUGCUAUCGCCGGGAAUUCACAGCUUUCCAUUCAAAUUAGGUCUUCCACUCGGUCUGCCGUCAACUUUUCUAGGGAAACACGGCUGGGUCCAAUACUACUGCAAGGCUGCGCUUCGCGAGCCCGGCGGCCUCACGCACAAGAAUCAGCAAGUGUUCAUCGUGAUGAACCCCAUCGAUCUGAAUCUAGAGCCGCCGAUCCUGGCGCAACCUGCACGACAAGAGAUCGAGCAACGGGUCGGUGUCUCCUGUGUCUCCGGGGGCCCUGUAUUCUGCAGGGUGAGCCUCGACAGAGGCGGAUACGUUCCAGGUGAAACUAUUGGCAUUUCAGCGACCGUCAGCAAUCGGAGCAAGGUGACGAUGAAAUCGACUAAAGCAUCGUUGACUGAAACAAUUCAGUAUUUGUGUCGAGGUAAAGUACUUGCGAGCGAGACACGAGAGUUGGCCAGUGUCUCCAGGGGGAAAAUACGUCCAGGCGAGGGUGAAGAGUGGUUGAACGAACAAAUGUACGUUCCUCCAUUACCGCCCACCAAUCUGCGGGGGUGCCACCUAAUCAACGUUCUUUAUCACGUUUACUUUGUAAUAAGCCCAAAGAGUCUGGAUAAGGAAAUCAAGCUCCAAAUACCAAUUGUCCUAGCCACUUAUCCUUUGAGGCAGGAAGGCGCUCCAGCGGGAACCGCGCCGUCGAAACGAGGAGCACAUUACCCGUCAACGUUACCGAUAUUUCGACCGUGGCUGGACGACAAAGCUUUCGAAAUACAAGAGUGACCAGGUUUAAUUAACUUUCACCGAUGUCCUCGAUACAUGUGGAUAUAAACUUCUCGACGGAAGUGAUUCCGUGGGGGGUACUCGUAAUGACAACGUGAAAAGAUUUAAAGACAGUGACAGUGAACUCAGCCUUGGAUACCGUUAAUACGCUUAUAACGAUACUUAUUCUAAAACAAAA